Messenger RNA from Pseudozyma flocculosa PF-1, 1203 nucleotides. RefSeq lists its product as uncharacterized. The record is from RefSeq and is a predicted model, not a curated record. Gene Ontology annotation, biological process: fatty acid alpha-oxidation. NCBI's taxonomy places the organism in Eukaryota, Fungi, Basidiomycota, Ustilaginomycetes, Ustilaginales, Ustilaginaceae. Gene Ontology annotation, molecular function: phytanoyl-CoA dioxygenase activity. The transcript has 3 exons. Bases 1 to 1203 code for a protein of 400 amino acids.
AUGACCCUCCCUCGUCGGCUUGUAAAGCGCUGCUCAGCGCCGCGGAGCAUCGACCGACUUCAGCAGCUCCUUCAUCGCUCCACAAACCCACAGCUAUAUCCGCUCGCCCACAGGUUUGUCAAAGGAGUUCCGCUCUACCAAGGCGCGUCCCUCGCCAGCCGGCUCGCACAGUCAAGUGGAAGCGAAACGGAUCUGGCCGAACGAUUGAUGGACGAGUGGCACCAUGUCCUCGGCCGCGGCCCCGGGGCUGUCGUGAUCACAGACCUGGUUCCGACGUCGGCAGUCGACGAAGCGGGCGGAGCGUUUGCACGGAUCGCCCAAAGCGAGCGAGCGGCUCGCAGCGGUGGUGGUGGCGACCACUUCGCAUCAUCGGGCGCCAACGUACGCAUCUGGAACUCGUUCGAGAAGCUGGCAAUGGACAGCCCUUCCACGUUUGUGCGGUACCACUCGUCGACCUUGCUCGAUCUAGUUUGCGAGGCGUGGCUGGGCCCUCGCUACCAGAUGACGGCGCAGCUCAACAACGUCAUGCCCGGCGGAGCGGGACAGAAGCCACACCGCGACUACCACCUUGGCUUCCAGUCCCAGUCGCAGGCACAGCGCUUCCCCGCGGCCGCGCACAUCGCAAGCCAGCAUCUCACGUUGCAGGGCGCGGUGGCUCAAAGCGAUAUGCCCCUUGAGACGGGACCGACGCUCCUGCUCCCCGGAAGCCAGCUGUUGAAAAGUGGCUACAUCGACUUUCACGAAGCCCAGGUACAAGAUUGGGCGAGGGACAGCUUCGUCCAGCUUGAGCUGCGCAAGGGCGACGGCCUCUUCUUCAACCCGGCACUGAUCCAUGCAGCCGGCACAAACCGCACGGCGGACGUCGUCCGUUCCGCCAAUCUGCUCCAGAUCUCGAGCGCGUUCGGCCGGCCGAUGGAGCACGUUGACCGGACCGGCAUCACGCUAGCGGUCUUCACGCGCCUCCGGGCGCUCUAUGCCGGGCAGCAACCAACGCAUCCUUCGGGACUGAGGGCUCUCGUUAGGGCCGUGGCGCGCGGCUACGCUUUCCCGACCAAUUUGGAUCUCGAUCGGCCCUCGCCUGACGGUGGGAUGCCCACGACCGAGCAGGACCUGCUCUGGCAAGCACUUGGGGAGGGAUGGCACGCCUCUCGCUUUGCCGGCGAGAUGCAGAGGCUGACAGCCAAGAGGCCGGCUUCGAUGUGA